GUCGAAUCUCGCGAGAAUAGCCCAGAUUCGCUUAGGCCGCGGUUGUUUUUGUUGUUAUUGUCGUCAAAAUGGCGACUGGCGGAGAGGCCCCGGAGUCCUGGUAUCUUGCGCUGCUUGGUUUUGCUGAACAUUUUCGCACUUCAAGUCCUCCUAAAAUUCGCCUCUGCGUGCACUGUCUCCAGGCUGUAUUUCAGUUCAAGCCUCCACAAAGAGUAGAGGCCCGAACGCACCUUCAGCUCGGCUCGGUGCUCUAUCACCACACCAAGAACAGCGACCUCGCCCGGAAUCAUCUCGAGAAAGCGUGGUGCAUCUCGCAACAAGUCCCCCAGUUUGAAGAUGUUAAAUUUGAAGCUGCCAGUCUCCUCUCAGAGCUUUAUUGCCAACAAAAUUUGGUGGAUUCUGCUAAGCCUUUACUGCGCAAAGCCAUCCAGAUUUCCCAGCAGACUCCGUACUGGCACUGCCGAUUGUUAUUCCAGCUAGCACAACUGCACACACUAGAGAAGGACUUGGUGUCUGCGUGUGACUUAUUGGGUGUAGGUGCUGAAUAUGCCAGGGUCGUCGGAUCAGAAUACACCAGAGCUCUGUUUCUUCUGAGUAAAGGGAUGUUGCUGCUGAUGGAACGAAAGCUACAGGAGGUGCAUCCUUUGCUCACCUUGUGCGGGCAGAUCGUGGAGAACUGGCAGGGAAACCCCAUACAGAAGGAAUCUCUCCGGGUCUUUUUCCUGGUGCUGCAGGUCACGCAUUACCUGGAUGCCGGACAGGUGAAAAGCGUGAAGCCGUGUUUAAAGCAACUGCAGCAGUGCAUCCAGACCAUCUCAACACUCCACGAUGACGAGAUCUUGCCCAGUAACCCCGCGGACCUCUUCCACUGGCUGCCUAAAGAGCAUAUGUGUGUGCUCGUGUAUUUGGUCACUGUGAUGCACUCGAUGCAGGCCGGAUACUUGGAGAAGGCGCAGAAGUACACAGACAAAGCUCUAAUGCAACUAGAGAAACUAAAGAUGUUGGACUGUAGUCCCAUCCUCUCGUCAUUCCAAGUCAUCCUGCUGGAGCACAUCAUCAUGUGUCGCCUGGUUACGGGACACAAAGCGACGGCGCUACAGGAGAUCUCUCAGGUGUGCCAGCUGUGCCAGCAGUCUCCUCGUCUGUUCUCCAACCACGCUGCUCAGCUCCAUACUUUAUUAGGGCUCUACUGUAUUUCCGUGAACUGUAUGGACAACGCAGAGGCUCAGUUCACUACAGCCUUGCGGCUUACUACACACCAGGAGCUGUGGACUUUCAUCGUGACCAACCUGGCCAGCGUGUACAUUCGAGAGGGCAACCGACACCAAGAGCUUUAUAGCCUACUAGAGAGGAUAAACCCUGACCACAACUUCCCUGUCAGUUCUCACUGUCUGCGAGCUGCGGCUUUUUAUAUCCGCGGACUUCUCUCCUUCUUCCAGGGACGCUACAACGAGGCCAAGCGUUUCCUGCGCGAGACUCUAAAGAUGUCCAACGCCGAGGAUCUGAAUCGGCUGACCGCGUGCUCGCUCGUCCUUCUCGGACACAUAUUCUACGUUCUGGGAAACCACAGGGAAAGCAACAACAUGGUGGUUCCAGCCAUGCAGUUGGCCAGCAAGAUUCCUGACAUGUCUGUUCAGCUGUGGUCUUCUGCGCUGCUUAAAGAUCUGAACAAGGCUUGUGGGAACACGAUAGAUGCUCACGAAGCAGCACAAAUGCACCAGAACUUCUCCCAGCAGCUCCUACAGGACCACAUAGCUGCCUGCAGCCUGCCCGAACACAACCUCAUCAGUUGGACAGAUGGAACUCCACCAGUGCAGAUCCAAGCUCAGAAUGGACCCACAACCAGCCUGGCCAGCCUGCUUUGAAUAUACAACACUGAUAAACACACACACACACACCUUCUCACUCACUGUGAGCACACAAAUUAUACACACAGGUCAGCCUCUGAGCCCUCACACUUUGUCCUGCAGAUUUUAUCUUGUAUUCUUCAGAUUUUUAACUUAUUCUUAUUGAACUUGUAUGAUGUCGGGGCAAUGAGACGUCACUGAGAUCUUGGGAACGGUUGGGAUACGAGUCACAAUGGGUGCGAUAAUUAAUUAUUUCAGUCCUCAUGAAUGUCCACACAUGGCAAAAAAAAACCCCCAGAGAAACGCUCGACUUGGCACGAGUUUGGAGGUUUACAAUCUUAUAAUUUCGAAAUUAUAUUCACUACGUUUGACUAACAUCGAACAGAAGAUGGAAGGUAUCAGUCAAGCCAUUUCUGUUCAGUUUAAAUCAAGUUCCUUGGUGUGUAUGCUUGAUUGGAAGACACAGACUUCACUGUUUUUCACAAUUAUUAACCUUUGAACUAAAUUAACUCCCAAUACAUCAUCCGUGACCUUAACCAGUGAAUGAAACAAACUGGAGUGUGUGUCGGAUUUGCAUUGAAACUGUGUGUUCAGCACGAUUCAUUUGUUCGCGCACUACCUGGUUUGAUGAUUUGUUUUGUUUUCGAUCUUAUCCAUGAAGACGUGUUGCGACUGCAGGUUUUCAUACCAACCGAUUAGGAGCCACAUCUCAUCCCACCUGACUUUAAACAACUUUAAUUUGUGGCUGCUGAUGAAACGGGUCUGGAACAGAAACCCGCAGCCGUGACAAAACCGACUCGCGCGUACGAUCGAAGACUUCUGGCGCAGAUCCGAUCAAACCGAUUCAGCCCGAGUAGCACGCUCUUCUCAUUUUUCAGGGGUUGAUAUGAGAGUAGACCUAAUUCAGAAAGACUUGUCAUAACAAAAGGCUCAUUUUAACAUCGAACCCGAGCUUGUACAGGCAGCUAAGAGCUUCGAAGGACAUGAUGUAAGGAAUAAUCAACUAACAACGAAAUCCGUCACCUGGUACCCGGAGUCAGUGUCUUUCAAUGCUAAGCCACGUCUCAAAGUGCCGUUUCCACAUCAUCGAGAGAUUCUUGUCCUAUUUCAUUGUUUAUUUUUUUAACUACACCUAAAACAUGUAACUAAAUGCAUAGUAAUCGUAUCGUUUCUUUUUGCAAUUUAUGUCUUGUGUGGGGUAUUUCAGAAAGUAUGUAUAGAUUUUCUCUAUUUUGAGCACUGCAGAUAUUUUAGCAGUAUCAUAUUUUUAUUACCAGUGGCAGUUCGUUAGUAAGGAACAUUUUGGCGAAGCUGUUUAGGGGAAUACUGUGCUAGGUCCAGAAACAAAGAUGAAUUUUUAUUUCUUUUUUUUUUUGUCUGCAAAGUAUUGGCCAAAAAAAAAAAAAGCACCAGCAUACAGUCAUAGAUCGUUGAUCUUUACGUUCGGUUUACGUUUCACUGAUAUUUAUUGUUGGACACUUUUAGCUCGCAUCUUGGUAUGUUCCCUUCGUUUGUAUUGGGGUUUUAUUUGAGAUGUGUAUAAAAGUAUAAGCAAGAGAGGGCGCUAGAGAUGCGACUACCUGUUCUCCGUUCACAUCGAUCCUCAGCCCAUAGUCAUAAAUGAACCCUCUCUUAAGUUAAAGAUGGUUGUUUAUCUGGAUCCUUCUCCCUGUAGCAAACUGAUUCCAGAUCAGCAUUCCUUCCAUCUUUACACAACUCAAGGCUGGUGAAACUGAAGACCUUUUUUUUUUUUUGUAAUAUUCUAGUAAAUAUUAAAUGAGACCCCGGAUUUUCCUUUGCGAGACACGAUGUCUUUUAUACUGACAUGUCACAGUGCUUUUCUUUUUCCC
Ictalurus furcatus (blue catfish) is the source of this 3697-nucleotide messenger RNA. RefSeq names its product MAU2 sister chromatid cohesion factor (gene mau2). The transcript is spliced from 19 exons. Gene Ontology annotation, molecular function: double-stranded DNA binding; protein binding. Gene Ontology annotation, cellular component: chromatin; SMC loading complex. Gene Ontology annotation, biological process: mitotic sister chromatid cohesion; maintenance of mitotic sister chromatid cohesion. The record is from RefSeq and is a predicted model, not a curated record. Bases 69 to 1865 code for a protein of 598 amino acids. NCBI's taxonomy places the organism in Eukaryota, Metazoa, Chordata, Actinopteri, Siluriformes, Ictaluridae.